GACCGUCCACACAGGAAGAAGAGUCAAGAAAUGAGUCAGAGAUUCCUCCACCACUGAAACAAGGCAGACAGCGCGGCCCAGACUCCAGACCCCAGACCCCAGACAGCAGCAGCAGCAGCAGCAGACCAUGCCGUGCUGCGGUGUUCGCAGUCUGUGUCAGUAUGAAACCAACAAGCUGGUGCGGAUCCAGAGCGUCCGGCUCGGCUCCAUGAAGUGGAGUCUGAACGGAUUCAUUCUGCUGUUUAUCUGCAUCAUGAUGCUUUGGAACAGGAAGUACCAGGAGUUUGACCUGGUGGUGAGCUCCGUCACCACCAAGGUGAAGGGCGUAGCCCAGACCCACCUUUCUGAGGUUGGGGACAUGGUCUGGGAUGUGGUGGACUACAGUGGGUCAUCACAGAACAAAAACUCCUUUUUUGUGGUGACCAACGUCAUCGUGACAAAGAAUCAGAAGCAGGGAAAAUGCGCAGAGGUUCCCCUGAAAGGCAGAGUGUGUCGUACUGAUAAGGACUGUGAGAAGGGAGCCUGGGAUCAGCAGAGUCACGGGAUACAGACAGGAUCAUGUGUGAAGUUUGAUGUGUUGACGAAAUCUUGUGAAGUAUCUGCAUGGUGUCCAGUUGAAACCAAGACAAAACCUCAGAGGCCUGCUCUGUUGGCAGCAGCCGAGAACUUUACAGUCCUCAUCAAAAACAACAUCCGGUUCCCCGCAUUCAACUUCAUCCGAAGGAACAUCCUCCCACACAUGAACGAUGCCUACCUGAGGAGCUGUCAGAGAGUAAACGACUCGCUGUGUCCCAUCUUCAAACUGGGAGACAUCGUUCAAGAGGCUGGAGAAAAAUUCUCUGAAAUGGCGGUCGAGGGGGGCGUCAUCGGCAUCCUGAUCAAAUGGGACUGCAACCUGGACCGACUCAUGCAGCACUGCUUUCCCAAAUACUCCUUCAGACGGCUGGAUGAGAAAGAGAGUAACAGGACACUGUACCCCGGCCUCAACUUCAGGUAUGCAAAGUACAACACGGUGAACGGAGUGGAGGAGCGAACGUUGUACAAAGCAUUUGGGAUCAGGUUUGAUGUCAUGGUGUUCGGACAGGCUGGAAAGUUCAGCUUCAUCCAGCUUAUCAUCUACAUCGGAUCAACGCUGUCAUAUUAUGCUCUGACAACAAUAUUGAUCGACUGGCUGAUUGGAACCAGCUGUUACUCUGCAGAGGUGGGACAAAACUACUCUGAGAGGAAAGUGGAAUCAGUCCAAGACAAACAGAAGUGCAUCCUCUGUGUGUCCUACGUUGAUGAGAACAGCAUUCGACUGGUGAAGAGAUCACAGAAGAAAAGUUUGCAAGACGUGAAGCCGACGUCUGUUCUUCCUCGCAAGGAGGAUACGGGACACCUGAGGGCUGUUCUCUCUCUGCUGCAGCCGGGUAUUGGCUCAGAUCAUGACGCCCAGCCCUCCCAAGACCAUAAACCCAUCCCAAACCCCAAACCCCGUCGUCCAUCCUGGUGUAAGUGCGAUUGCUGCACUCCCUGCUCUGUCCCUCAGGAGGAGCUGUGUUGCCGGUGGAGUGACGGAGUCUGCAUCACCUCUUCUCCUCUGUUUGAGCAUCUUGUGUUACGUCGCUCUCUGCUUGAGGCCGUCCUCCUUUACCGGGACCCUCUGUCUUCACCUGCUGAUCGACGCCAGACCGCCGCCCUGCGUCAUUGUGCCUACAGACAGUACAUCAGCUGGAGGUUUGGAGUCCCACCUAACGACACCCACCCAGCCAUCCCCAGCUGCUGCGUGUGGAGAGUCAGGGAGGAGUACCCCAGCCCUGACGGACAGUACAGCGGCUUCAGACUUACCAGGAUGGCUUCCCUGCAGGCCUGUGCUAACGGAGAGCUGUGAGCGGAGUGUUUCCACAUUACAGAGCAGGAACUCCCCACUGACUGACCUACUAACAGUGUUCUUAUGUAACCACUGCCUUACAAAGCAGAAAAAUGCAAUAACCUUACUAAACUGAAGGGGAAAAUGAAAAUGAAUCAGUUUUUGUCAGCUUAGGUUUGGUCAGAAGGAGAAAAGCCUAACUGAAUCAAUAAAAUCACUGCUUUUUCAAA
Messenger RNA from Scatophagus argus, 2079 nucleotides. RefSeq names its product purinergic receptor P2X, ligand-gated ion channel, 7 (gene p2rx7). The coding region runs from base 128 to 1870 and encodes 580 amino acids. Lineage: Eukaryota; Metazoa; Chordata; Actinopteri; Scatophagidae. Gene Ontology annotation, molecular function: ATP binding; extracellularly ATP-gated monoatomic cation channel activity; purinergic nucleotide receptor activity. Gene Ontology annotation, cellular component: nuclear inner membrane; plasma membrane. Gene Ontology annotation, biological process: response to ATP; monoatomic cation transmembrane transport. The transcript is spliced from 13 exons. The record is from RefSeq and is a predicted model, not a curated record.